Molecule: messenger RNA, 2371 nt
Organism: Pistacia vera
Lineage: Eukaryota; Viridiplantae; Streptophyta; Magnoliopsida; Sapindales; Anacardiaceae
Product: importin subunit alpha-like
Exons: 12
Coding region: 197-1795 (532 amino acids)
Biological process (GO): NLS-bearing protein import into nucleus
Cellular component (GO): cytoplasm; nucleus
Molecular function (GO): nuclear import signal receptor activity; protein binding
Source: RefSeq, a predicted model, not a curated record
CACCUUUCCUCUCCGUCGGAUCAAAUCAUCAUCCUCAAUUCAUUCGAAAAAAUCCAAAAUCCGCCUUCAUCUUCCUGUCUCACUCCUCUCACGCUCUCUAAAAACAGCGUCGUUCUCAGCCGAUCAACGGCACCUGUUUUAAUAGUGAGGGUUUCUGUUUAUUCGAGAUUCGAUUUAAUCUAAAACAGAAGCGACCAUGUCUCUGAGACCCAACGCUAGAACUGAGGUUCGCAGAAGCAGGUACAAGGUAGCUGUGGAUGCCGAAGAAGGACGCAGAAGGAGAGAAGACAACAUGGUAGAGAUCCGAAAGAACAAGCGAGAAGAGAGUUUACUCAAGAAGCGACGCGAAGGACUUCAGGCUCAACAACAACUCUCCUCUUCUCUCACUUCUUCCGCUCCUGAUAAUAAGAAGUUAGAAAGUCUCCCAGCGAUGGUUGCAGGCGUUUGGUCAGAUGAUAGGAAUGCACAGCUUGAGGCUACCACUCAUUUCAGGAAACUACUCUCAAUAGAACGCAGUCCUCCAAUCAAUGAAGUUAUACAAUCUGGUGUUGUUCCUCGUUUUAUAGAUUUUCUUUCAAGGGACGACUUCCCACAGCUCCAGUUUGAGGCUGCUUGGGCUCUUACAAAUAUUGCUUCGGGGACAUCAGAAAAUACUAGGGUCGUGAUUGAUCAUGGGGCUGUGCCAAUAUUUGUUAAACUUUUAAGUUCUCCAACAGAUGAUGUUCGAGAGCAGGCUGUUUGGGCAUUGGGAAAUGUAGCUGGUGACUCACCUAAAUGCCGUGAUCUUGUCCUCAGCCAUGGGGCUUUGCUGCCAUUGCUGGCACAGUUCAAUGAACAUGCUAAGCUUUCAAUGCUGCGAAAUGCAACAUGGACAUUGUCAAACUUCUGCAGGGGCAAGCCGCAGCCUUUGUUUGAGCAGACAAAGCCUGCACUUCCAGCUCUUGAGCGCCUUAUACAUUCAAAUGAUGAUGAAGUCCUCACAGAUGCUUGCUGGGCUUUAUCAUACCUAUCAGAUGGCACCAAUGACAAAAUCCAAGCUGUUAUUGAGGCCCGUGUCUGCCCCAGGCUAGUCGAACUUUUACUUCAUCCAUCUCCAUCAGUGCUCAUUCCUGCCCUUCGUACGGUUGGAAAUAUUGUUACUGGGGAUGAUAUGCAGACUCAGUGUAUAAUAAACCACCAGGCUCUGCCUUGCCUUUUGAACCUGUUGACACAAAAUUACAAGAAGAGCAUCAAGAAGGAAGCUUGUUGGACCAUCUCAAACAUCACUGCUGGAAAUGUAAAUCAGAUACAGGCUGUGAUUGAUGCCAGUAUCAUUGCACCCCUUGUUCAACUGCUUCAAAAUGCUGAGUUUGAGAUCAAGAAAGAAGCUGCAUGGGCUAUUUCAAAUGCUACUUCUGGUGGUACUAAGGAGCAGAUAAAGUUCUUGGUGAACCAAGGGUGUAUUAAGCCAUUGUGUGAUCUCCUGAACUGUCCUGACCCAAGAAUUGUCACAGUUUGCUUGGAAGGGCUUGAGAACAUUUUGAAGGUUGGGGAAGCUGAGAAAAGUGCGGGUAACACAGGAGAUGUAAAUGUGUAUGCCCAAUUUAUUGAUGAGGCUGAGGGUUUAGAAAAGAUUGAAAACCUUCAAAGUCAUGACAACAAUGAGAUAUAUGAGAAAGCAGUGAAGAUUCUGGAGACUUAUUGGGUGGAGGAGGAUGAAGAUGAGCCAUUGCCUCCUGGCGAUGCUUCCCAAGCUGGAUUCCGUUUUGGAGGCAACGAAGUUUCUGUUCCUUCUGGUGGAUUCAACUUUAGUUGAAGGACAUUCAGUUGGUUAUAAGAAUGAAGGUCAGAGUCCAGGUCUGGUGAUCAAUGUUGUCAAGCUCGUGUGGGAGAGUUUCUGCUUGCCGUUCUUGGGUCUAGUUUUUGGUCCACAUUCAGCUGUAGUUCAAGAUAGGCUGGGGAAAUGUUUGUUUGGUAUGAUGGUUGAAUAAAAGAGUGGUGCAUGAUCUGGACUGGUUUAGAAAUGUGGUUUCCCUACAUGCGGACCCUGGAAAUUACACAGUAUAGAGUCUCUCCAUCUUUUUUACCUUUUUUCUUUUUGGUGGUUAUUCUUUUUUAAGUGUCCUCGUUUUUUAACGCAAGGAUGGGGCAUCCAGCUACCGAUCUAAACUUCUCAUUAGAGCAACAAAGUAAAAAUAUAUAUUUGUUUCUUCUCUUAAAGGUCUUUUUUUUUCUUUUUUAAUUCAGAUUAUUGUGGAUCGCAUGAUUUUGUAUUUUGAUUGAAAGGCAUAUGGUAUAUCCUUUUCGGUUCGGAGGGGAAUUUUUUCAGUUUUGUAAUAUGUCAAAACAUUCGAAGGUUAAUGAAAUAUAAUGUUUGGUCAACCUCUGUAAA